AUGACAAAAGUAUGCGAUUCCAAGUCUUCUGAGGCUUUGGAACCUUUAGCGACAGUGGAAAAUGGAAAAACCGAUGGACCUCAAAAAAUUGGAUGUCACAAACUCCAAUGCUUGUUGACAUGUUUAUCCACCUGGCCGAUCUACGCUCUUAUUUUCUGGGUGUCGUCAAUUGAAAAAUGUUUUGCAAGUCAUGAUCCAAUCACAACCUCAAUCUUGGUUGGAAUGUUCGCUACUCUCGAGGCGCUCCAUCUCAUGAUAUUCGCCCCACCCAAAACAUAUGGACAGAGUUAUAUCCAAUUGGAGAUGGUUGAUUUUGAUGAGCUGGAGAAGGAGAAAAUGAGAAUCGGAGUGAUGAGAAUAAACCAGAGAAUUCACGGUUUCUCUACUUUAUGCACAAUUUGGAGUGUAGCAAUAGCCGGAAUCUAUACUGCCCGUAAUCAACUUUCAUACGUUCACUAUCAUAUCGUCGCUUCCAUUUUUAUUUUGUUGGGAUUCCUGGCUACAUGCGGGGUCUACAAGGCGUUUAGUGUCGGAAGAUGGAUGAGCAGAUACUCCACCUCCACCAUCAACUGCUCCAUUUUCUUCCAAACAAUCGGUUACAUUCUUCUUGUUCAAGGAUGUCUCCAGCGCAUCAGCUUCUCUUUGAUUCUCCUUGGAGCUUCUAUUGUUUUGGGAACAGUUGUGCAUCUUCGUUUCGCUUUUUACUUCAAAAACCCACCCCAGUACUUGAGUGUGGUUUCUAUCAAGUCUACAAGACCCUUUUUGAAAAACUGGUAUGGAUGGAUGCUUCUGGGAAACUGCGUUAUCUGGGUUGGACUCUUCCUCAUCGGACCACUGACUGGAAGUGCUGUAUCAUGCUCGACUACUACCGUAAUCCUCCUACUGGCAUUUUGUAUUGCAACACCACUGCUCAUGAUUUGGAAGAUCUUCUUCGCUUGCUUGAAAUCGAGAGCUAUGAAAGAUAAACUAGUCAAUGUGUAA
Messenger RNA from Caenorhabditis remanei, 981 nucleotides. RefSeq lists its product as uncharacterized. The transcript is spliced from 5 exons. NCBI's taxonomy places the organism in Eukaryota, Metazoa, Nematoda, Chromadorea, Rhabditida, Rhabditidae. The record is from RefSeq and is a predicted model, not a curated record. Bases 1 to 981 code for a protein of 326 amino acids.